Messenger RNA from Platichthys flesus (European flounder), 2258 nucleotides. It is a transcript of the gene luc7l3, whose product is annotated as LUC7-like 3 pre-mRNA splicing factor. The transcript is spliced from 11 exons. Gene Ontology annotation, biological process: mRNA splice site recognition. NCBI's taxonomy places the organism in Eukaryota, Metazoa, Chordata, Actinopteri, Pleuronectiformes, Pleuronectidae. Gene Ontology annotation, cellular component: U1 snRNP; U2-type prespliceosome. Gene Ontology annotation, molecular function: mRNA binding. The coding region runs from base 124 to 1581 and encodes 485 amino acids. The record is from RefSeq and is a predicted model, not a curated record.
GUUGUUGUCACCGCGUCUGCCAUUUUGACCAGAGCUGCUUAGCGCGCAGUAGAUGGUGUGAUCCGGCUCCUCGGGAAACGACUGCUUCAUUUCACCAGCCAGGCGACUCUCCCCGGCGCGACCAUGCUGUCUGCAGCCCAGCUACUCGACGAGCUGAUGGGCCGGGACCGAAACUUGGCCCCGGACGAGAAGCGAUCGAACGUGCGAUGGGACGACGAGGGCUGUUGUCGAUACUAUCUGUGUGGGUUUUGUCCAGCAGAGCUGUUCACCAACACCCGCUCUGACCUGGGUCCUUGCGAGAAGAUCCACGAUGAAAAUCUCAGAAAAACGUAUGAGAAGAGCUCUCGGUUCAUGAAGGAGGGCUACGAACGGGACUUCCUGCGCUAUCUGCAGUCGCUCCUGGCAGAGGUGGAGCGGCGGAUUCGGAGAGGGCAUGCCCGACUGGCUCUUUCCCAGGCUCAGCAGAACGCAGGGGGUCCUGGUCCAGCAGGGAAGAGUGAUGAGAAAUCUUUGGUUCUACAGGAUAAGAUUGAAGACUUGGUUGCACAGAUUGAGGAGCUGGGGUCAGAGGGCAGAGUGGAGGAGGCCCAGGGGAUGAUGAAGCUGGUGGAGCAGCUGAAGGACGAGAGGGAACUGCUCGGCUCCAAUCCCUCGACUAUUGAAAGCUUUGCAGCCCAGGAGAAGCAGAUGGAGGUGUGUGAGGUGUGCGGGGCCUUCCUCAUUGUGGGUGAUGCCCAGUCCCGAGUGGACGACCACUUGAUGGGCAAGCAGCACAUGGGCUAUGCCAAGAUCAAAUCUACUGUAGAGGAGCUCAAGGAGAAGCUGCGUCGCCGCUCAGAAGAGCCCCCCGGUGAAAACCCAGUGGUCAAGAAGGACCGAGAAGACCGCGAGCGUGAGAGGGAGGAAAGGGAGAAAAAGCGCAAAGAGGAGGAAGAGAAGGAAAAGGAGCGUGAGAAGGAGAAGGAAAAGGAGCGUGAGAAGGAGAAGGAACGCGAGAGGGAGAGAGAGCGUGAGAGGGAGAGAGAGCGAGAUAAAAAUAGAGAACGGGACAGAGAUAGGGACAGGAGGGGCCGCCGAAGCCACUCUAACAGCCGCCACUCCAGUCGGGCAUCGGACAGGAAGAGGAGCAGAUCCCGGGAUCGCAGACGGUCCAGAAGCAGAGACAAGGAGAGGGAGAGGGAACGCAAACGCAGCAGGAGCCGGGAUAGAGACAGGGAGAGGAGGCGCAGCCGUGACCGGUCUGACAGGAAGCGUCGCUCCCGCAGUCGUGACAGGAAGAGGUCACGCACCCCCGAGCGCAAAUCUCACCGUCACCGCAGCCGCAGCAAGGACAGGGAGAAGGAGAAGGAGAGGGAGAGGGACAGGGAAAGAGACCGGUCAUCCAAAGACAAAGACCGUAAGGUAACAGAGGAGAGGAGCAGCUCUAAGAAAGACAAGCACUCUGACGGCGAUGCAGCUGCCAUCAAGGCUUCAUCAGAAGCAGAACCCAUGGAGACGGAGGCGGCCGCCUCUGCCUCCUCCCCUCUGCUCAAUGGCCAGAAAGAACUCUUCCAUUCUGAAGGUGACACUCAGUCCAAUUAAAACUGAUCUGAUAGGACCUCAGAUCAGGCUCAGGGGAAGCUGGGAUAUCUGGUGGAGGAAGAAAUGGAAGAGCGCAUCCAUCCUUACCCUGAACCUGACACUUCGCUGCUUAAAAACAAGGUGAACCACAGAUGUGUAGUGGCUUAUCCCAAAUCAUAAACAUACACGUGUAAAUGAGAAGAGAGUUAAAUAAUUACACAAACUUUUAUGUUAGCUGACGCAUCUUUUUGCUGAAUGAGGGUAGUUGUGGUUCAUCUGAUGUAUUUUGGUCUAGACACCAGCCCGACAUCACUUAGUUCAAAACCAAACUUAGAGGAGAAGCUCAGUGUGGUUCUUUUCUGUUUUGUUUUUCUUAUUUUGGAAUUCUUGACACAUCCUCCUUGUUUCUUGGCAUUUAGUGGUAAUGAAAUAAAAUCGUGCUUGUGAGUCUCUUUUGGUUUGUCAGGUUCCAUUUCACUUGACCUCGUCUUCAACAGAAAGCGCAUGUACAGUGUUAGACGACGAUAGGGCGUGUCUCCUUUCCUCCACUUUAGAGCUCACAUUGAUUGCUCGUGUCCCCUUACUGUAAAAUAUACUGAUUGAUUUUUGAUCAAAAGGGUUUUGAAGAGUGAAGAUCUGUUUAAUUUUGUUCUGCUUUUAAUGUCCAUCUUGUCUUGAUGAAUAAAAAGUAAAAAUUU